Molecule: messenger RNA, 2433 nt
Organism: Suncus etruscus (white-toothed pygmy shrew)
Lineage: Eukaryota; Metazoa; Chordata; Mammalia; Eulipotyphla; Soricidae
Gene: DCAF13
Product: DDB1 and CUL4 associated factor 13
Exons: 11
Coding region: 37-1374 (445 amino acids)
Biological process (GO): maturation of SSU-rRNA from tricistronic rRNA transcript (SSU-rRNA, 5.8S rRNA, LSU-rRNA)
Cellular component (GO): small-subunit processome; nucleolus
Molecular function (GO): protein binding
Source: RefSeq, a predicted model, not a curated record
GGCGGUAAACUGGGUCCGCGUGGCCCCGUUGCCAAGAUGAAGGUGAAGAUGCUGAGCAGGAAUCCGGACGACUAUGUCCGCGAGACCAAGUUGGACUUACAGAGAGUCCCCAGAAACUACGACCCAGCCUUACAUCCUUUUGAGGUCCCACGCGAAUAUGUCAGAGCACUAAAUGCCACCAAGUUGGAACGGGUGUUCGCCAAACCAUUCCUUGCUUCUCUGGAUGGACACCGAGAUGGAGUCAACUGCUUAGCAAAGCACCCCAAAAGCCUGGCUACCGUCCUUUCGGGAGCUUGCGAUGGAGAGGCAAGUAUUUGGAACUUGACUAAACGGACAUGUAUUCGUACAGUACAAGCACAUGAAGGUUUUGUGCGAGGAAUAUGUACUCGAUUUUGUGGGUCUUCUUUUUUUACGGUUGGUGAUGACAAAACUGUGAAGCAAUGGAAGAUGGAUGGGCCUGACUCUGGAGAAGAAGAUGAACCAUUACAUACAAUAUUAGGAAAGACUGUUUACACAGGAAUUGACCAUCACUGGAAAGAUGCCAUUUUUGCCACGUGUGGGCAGCAAGUGGACAUUUGGGACGAGCACAGAACGAAUCCUGUUUGUUCAAUGACCUGGGGAUUUGACAGUAUAAGUAGUGUCAAAUUCAACCCAAUUGAGACAUUUCUCUUGGGAAGUUGUGCCUCUGACAGGAAUAUAGUAUUAUAUGACAUGAGGCAAGCGACUCCACUGAAAAAGGUCAUCUUAGAUAUGAGAACAAACACAAUUUGUUGGAACCCUAUGGAAGCUUUUGUUUUCACUGCAGCAAAUGAAGAUUACAACCUGUAUACUUUUGACAUGCGUGCCCUGGACUCUCCCAUGAUGGUGCACAUGGACCACGUGUCUGCCGUGCUGGAUGUGGAUUACUCACCCACCGGGAAGGACUUUGUGUCUGCGAGUUUUGAUAAAUCCAUCCGCAUCUUCCCAGUGGAUAAAAGUCGGAGCAGGGAAGUCUACCACACAAAGAGAAUGCAGCAUGUCAUCUGUGUCAAGUGGACCUCUGACAGCAAGUACAUCAUGUGUGGCUCCGAUGAGAUGAACAUUCGCCUAUGGAAAGCCAAUGCUUCAGAAAAACUGGGAGUGCUCACGUCACGAGAAAAAGCAGCCCAAGACUAUAACCAAAAGCUAAAGGAGAAAUUUCAGCACUAUCCUCAAAUAAAACGGAUCGCCCGGCACCGACACCUCCCCAAAUCCAUCUACAGCCAGAUCCAGGAGCAGCGGGUGAUGAAGGAGGCUCGGCGUAGGAAGGAGGUGAAUCGUCGCAAACAUAGCAAGCCAGGAUCGGUGCCAAUUGUGUCAGAGAAGAAGAAGCACAUCGUGGCAGUCGUAAAAUAAGAUCUCUCUCUAUUGUGUGACUGUUUCUUACUUGAGGUACAUGCACUCUACAAAUAAAAGUGCCACCUCUCCCCCUGUAUGAAUAGAGCUUCAAUGCAGCUCAUUUUAGCCACCUGGAAAAAUCAUGAAAGGUGUGAAUUUUAUGGAAAAGUCCUGGAAGUUUGGUGGGCUGUUGUUACCAAAGUGUUAUCCUUGGUUUGUUUUCUUAUUUCAUUGAAGAGAAUGGGAUUUGCUAGCUCAAUUUUGGCUCUUAGAUAUUGCAGAGAAUGGGGCUGGCGCGGUAGUAUACAGCAGGUUGGGUUCUUGCCUUGCACGUAUCUGACCCUGAUUAGAUCCCCAGCACCCAAUGUGGUCCCCCAGCCUGCUGGAAUGAUCCCUGUGCACAGAGACAAGAGUAAGUCUUGAGCACUGCCGGUGUGGCCCCAAAACACAACAAACAAAACAGAAAUUGCAGAGAUCACUUGGACAUAGAGUAUGGGAGCUUUGAGAAAAUCAUGGUCACAAGUUAAAACCCCUGGUGUCCCAGUGCGCCAAGCACCCAGUUUCUGCGUUCACCUCUGCAGAAAACCAUUUCCGGCCACUCUACAGCUGGUUGUGGGUGAGCACUACAUCAAAGGAUAUCGCCCAGCAUCACUGCAAUCAGUAAAACGGAAACGCUAUACAUGAGAUUCAUCGAAGAGUAAACCUUGGUGUGCACUGUGGCAAGUGAGCAUCACAGCAAAAAAUGGAGGAGCACUCCAGCAAUCAAAGGAAAAGUAAGGGGUGUUGGGGAGACAGUGAGGCAGACUUUAUUGAGACCUCAGGUGCUUGAAUUGUCUUUAAGAGCAAACAUUAGCUUUAACAUUGUUCUGAAUGCUUGUCAUGUGCAAUGAUUCUGCUGGUAACUAUAUGUAACACAUAGAGAAUUAUGUCAGGUCUUUAGUUAAUUAAAUUAGUUUCCCAUGAUUAUUGGUCUCUUUGCCUUUGAGCAAAAGGAUCAGCCUCCCUUUGUAUCACAUAAUUUUUAUAACUAUCAUUAUAAUUUAUGGUCAAGAUAAUAAACCCUCAUUUUUCUCUGCA